Molecule: messenger RNA, 1986 nt
Organism: Xylaria bambusicola
Lineage: Eukaryota; Fungi; Ascomycota; Sordariomycetes; Xylariales; Xylariaceae
Exons: 1
Coding region: 362-1519 (385 amino acids)
Source: RefSeq, a predicted model, not a curated record
UCUGCAUGUGGAUAUACUCGUAUUGGGCUCUUGAGUAAGGCGCAUCAAGCAAGCUCUUUCGCAGGAUCUAUUGGUUUCUCGCAGAUUCAUACAAUACCCAUUGUGUGACAAGGAGUUCAUUGUGAAUGUCUUGCUAUUUCAAAGAACAUGUUGGACCCUGGAACGAUUGAGAUAUGGUCUGCUAGAACUAAUAGACAAAGAAGCAUCUCAUACAAGUAUAUGUCUUCCUGCUUCUACAGCCUGCUUUCUUGCCAAGCGAGUCGUCAUAUUAAUCAUAUUUAUAACUUGAAAAGCACCCUAUGCUAGGAGACACUUUCAGAGUAAGUUUCGUUUCCAUAUCAAACAACACAAAACUGUUCAAAUGUCGCCCAAUCUUAUCCAAUUUCUUAAGGCUUGUUGCUGCUUCCCCCAGCAGCGCCCCAAACCAAACCCCAGUCUGAGCAGUCCCAUUCGCCGUGCAGAACAUUACAACUCCAGACUCCGAGCUAACCUAGGGUGGGAAGUCCCAGAGCGCAGCGCGCCGGGUCAGAGCAACCGCCCAGAGCAUAUAACAAUGACUACGGGCCAGUCGAGCCCACAUCCACGUAUCAGGACAGAAGGCCGGUUUCCAAUUAAAGUCAGCCCGGAGGUACAGGUAGAGUGGUUAAAGACAAGCAUGGACCGUGAAAGGCUCAAGGAGCUCUGCAACGUCGUACACGCGACGUUUGAACACGUACCCUACGCAAUCUGUGGCCUUGGCGCCUUAAUCAAUCACGGAAUCACAGGGCGGAAAACAAGUAGGAUAUCAAUCCUAUGUCCACAAACCUCGAAAAAUGCUGUCAAGUCAUGGGCCGCGACACGGGGAUUCAAGAUCUAUGGCGACUCGAUCUGUGUACCCACAAAAGAGGGUAUCAGACGCGUGCGCAUAAAGUACAUCGAGUUCGGCUUCGAACAGCUGCAGACCGUGAAGUCGAGCUUCAGCAACGCUACCGUGCUGUCUCUUACAAGCACACUGGACAACAUAGCAGCAGGACACCUAGAAAAUCUGCGUCGCGGCGACGAGCGCGCGCUGACCACACUUGCUGCGGAUAUAUUCUGGAUUCUCAAGCUCAUGGCGCAACGUCACGAGAACAUCGAUUCACGCCUUCUCCCCACGUUUCUCGGCGAGGAGUUCUUCACUGAUUUCACGGCACGCCACAGUAAUGCUCGAACGGAGAUGGCACUCGCCGGCAUCGACGUCAGCGCCGCGCUCGCAAAACAUCGGACAGCGGCGUCCCUGAGGGAGCAUGAUGAAUUGUUGAGAAAUCAUGGAUUGAAGGGCGAUGUCGCUGAUACACAGAUUGGCCAGUUUGAGAAUAUGAAGAGUCUCGGUAAUAAGAGCGUGUAUACGCUUCACGGCCGUGAAGCAGGAGGCGAGUCGAAUGCUCCGCCGAUGGAGCAAAGUCAUGCGCGUCGUAGUAAUUCUGGCGGUCGCAAUCUUACGUCCAAGCCGCCGAGGAAGCCUAAGUCCAUUGAGAGACCAGUUGCUGACUGGAUUUAGUUGAGUUGACGAUUGAGACACAGAUGAGGAGAUGAUAUAGACAGUUUUAGUAAGUUAUGUUUCCAAACCCUUUGGACGCUUUAAUAAUUCAGCUGAUUUGAUUUCAAUCUGCUUUGAUUGUUAUUUUUCUACUUCAUAUCAUCUUCACAAUGCUAAAUUACUCAUGAGGCCGGGAAUGACUUUUUCGAGUAAGCAGUAUCUUAAUCUACUCUUACUAACUGGAGAUUGCCAUUGUAAAGACGUCCGCUUUCACGAUUGCUUUGAUACAUACCUCUCCUCCGUAGCCAACUCAUCCUUUAGCUAAUCAUUAUAGUUUCCGUAGUCUCGCGCUUAAGUUCAACCACAAGGACUAUAUUCAGGGCGUGGGAUUGAGGCGAUUCACAAUUCGAAUGGAUCGCUAGGUAUGGUAAGGGCCCUUAGCUACCUACCAGGUCCCUCCUUAGCCUUGGUGACUAACUUUGACUCUA